This is a messenger RNA of Manduca sexta (tobacco hornworm), 1435 nucleotides long. RefSeq names its product MORN repeat-containing protein 5. The record is from RefSeq and is a predicted model, not a curated record. The transcript has 8 exons. Lineage: Eukaryota; Metazoa; Arthropoda; Insecta; Lepidoptera; Sphingidae. The coding region runs from base 194 to 1111 and encodes 305 amino acids.
UUAAAUAUAGAAAAAACAAACGUAGGCCUGGAGACGACAACUCAUUUUAUGUCACAUCAUUUGUCAGUAUUAUUUAGGAACAAUUCUGUUUAUUUUUUUACACUUUUAAGUAUAAAUAUGUGCGCGAUAUUUGCCUCGGUUUCACAUUAAACAAUAUUCCAGACCUGCUUGUGAAAUAUUUGUUGAAUCCACGAUGUCAGUCGAGAAGUCGCAACACAACUCUGUGCUCUCAGAGAAGCGGACGUCGCAGUGGGAGGAGUUAAUGAAGAAGUUUUCGAAGGCCCAUAAGGAAGAGUGCAAGUCAGUUUCUUUGGACAUACCUCGGGUGCACCGUUCGGUGAAGCAGUUCCCAACCGGCUCCCAGUAUGAAGGUACUUGGGAUGUUCUGGGCAUGAGUGGUUUCGGUACUUACACAUUUCCACAUGGAGUCGUAUAUGAGGGUGAAUUCGAAGACGGCAUGUUCCACGGUUCAGGAGAGCUCCAGUACCCGAGCGGCGUGAUACUGCGCGGCAAAUGGAAGAAAGGACAGAUGACCGAACGAAAAGUCGUAUUCGCUGAUGGCUUGCAAUACAGCGAAACUGAUUGGAAAUAUUGUCGUAUGCCUGAUAGAAGGUUCACCAUAGAAUACGAGAAGGGUCUUCAACCAGCUGGGCGUUCGUACCUGACUGCCCAACAGCCGACUGUGGAGAUACCGCCUGGCUACUACGAUACAGGCGACGGCUUCUACGAUCCAAAGACCAAAACCGUUUAUAAAUAUGAAGACAUCACUGCAAUUAUAAGGUCACCAUCACUGCAAGAGCAGACGUGGAUACUGGAGAACUGUCGCACGAGCCCCGACGUGCCACAGGGACCGCGGCCCGACCUCUACGAGGAGUGGCUCGAACCGCAGGAGCAUCCCGAGCCCGCGCCGGCGCCCGCAGCCCCCUCACGGGCACCCCUCAAGUCUGCUUACAGGCCUUCCACCAUUGACGAAGAUUUGGAGACUACCGACGAUAGUUCAACACUCGAGUUAGAUGUGUUUUCGACAAUAUGGGCAAAUAAAGAGUUACUUCGCUACGAUCCUACUGGAUACAGAAAUAGUACCACAGUCAGCCGCGAAGCUUCUGAGUGACUAUCCAUAUUCAAGAAUUAAAAAAAAAAACAAAUACGUAAACCUGUUUACAAAUAUGUCUUUUUCUUUAAAGUUUUAUAAUAUUUUUUAAAUGUAUUUUUUACUUUUUUACGUUUAUUUUAAUAAAAUAAUUUUAUUUGUCUUAAUUAUCAUAAAAUAUGACAUAAAUCAAUCGAAAUCUAAAACACUAUAAUCUAAAUCAGUGAUUCCCAAAGUGGUCUAUAUCGACCCCUAGGGGUCUAUGACAAUCUGCAAGGGGUCUACGUCGGCGAAAAAAAAUUUGGGGGUCCAUGAAAUGAAAAUGGGGGUCCACGACAGUGGACG